AUGCUCGUUUCAAUCGUUUGCUUGUUCUUAGCCAUGUGCGCUACCAGUUUUGGCGCUACAAUCAAAGGCAAGCUGGAUCUUUCACCUUUUAACGUCUCGCGCAAAGAUGCAAUAAACUCUAAUUUUAAACUUCUGCAAGUCGGAGACUUGGGUGAUCAAUUGUACAUCAGUAAUACUAGAAUUCGUGAUUUUGACGGAAAUUUCGAGUUUCAGCAUGUGCCUGAGCCUCAGGAUGCUAAUUCCACAGUUUAUUUCGUACUCCAAUCUUCCUCAUUAGAUUACAAUCUGAAACCAAACCGUAUUCUGAUCCGGCUCGACCGUGGCGCUCAAGAUGCUAACGGGAUAGUGACGAGAGCAUUCAAAAAUGUCUUUGGGAAGGAGAACUUCCCCUCCCCUGAAAUUCUACACCCGGAAGAACUGGAGGAAAUCGACACAAAGCCUUACAUCUCGAUCACUCUCGUUAAUAAGGCCCCUUUACGGACUUAUAUUCAGGAGAGAAGUGUCAGCAUGUUCGAAAGCGGCCCUCUUGCCAGCAUUCUUAGUUCCAAAUAUAAGCUUGCCGCAGUCAUCACAGGUGUCAUGACUCUCUUGUUCUCUCUGUUUAUCGGGAAGCUGGACAUUGAAGGAGCCAAUGCAAUCAAGGAUGACAAAAUACUUCAACAACAAACCGUAAAGCAAACGGACCAAAAAGAAGUCCAGAAGGAACUAAAAAAUAUCAAAAAAAGGCUUGAAUGCUUUAAGACUACGAAGCCUCACGAAUUCUACACUAAAAUGUGA
Lachancea nothofagi CBS 11611 is the source of this 777-nucleotide messenger RNA. The record is from the annotation of a GenBank genome assembly. Lineage: Eukaryota; Fungi; Ascomycota; Saccharomycetes; Saccharomycetales; Saccharomycetaceae.